UUUUGGAUUCACAUGGCUGAGUUUACAACAGAUUUGCAAGCCUUUAGGUCACCUUUUCAUUUCUUUGAUUUUGAUCCAAGCAUGGAACUGAUAAACCAAUUCACAGGGAUGAGCCCACGUGUCUUGGACAGCUCAAAUCUUAAUUUUCAGAGCUUGAUGCCUUUUUCCUGUGACACCUCCUUAGGCUUCCCUGAGCCUCAACUUGAAAGAAAAUUUGAGGAAAAUUUUCCUAGCUUUGUCCAUCAUGUCAAUCACAAUGCUGUACCAGUUUCUUUGCCCAGUUUACCUGAGGAAAGUGAAAUCCACGAAAGUAAAAAGAGGAAACCAACAGAUGUGCUAGAGACGAGUUCUACAAAUUCAACGUCUGCAGUUUUUGAGAGUGGAAGCAAAAUAAAAACUAGUUCCGGAAGAAGUAAGAGAGUAAAAGGCAAUGAAACAGAUGUGGACAAUUCAAAGGAAGUGGUUCAUGUCAGAGCCAAAAGAGGUCAAGCUACUGAUAGUCACAGUUUAGCAGAAAGGGUUAGAAGAGGGAAAAUCAAUGAGAAGUUAAGGUGCUUACAGAAUAUUGUACCAGGAUGCAGCAAGACUAUGGGUAUGGCAGUAAUGUUGGAUGAGAUCAUAAAUUAUGUUCAAUCCUUGCAGCAUCAAGUGGAGUUCCUCUCCAUGAAGCUUACUGCAGCAAGCAACUUCUAUGACUUCAAUUCAGAGACAGAUGCUUUGGAAACAAUGCAGCGAGCAAUGGCAGCUGAGGCAAAAGAGUUAUCCAAACAUGGGAGAGAAGGCUGCGUGGGAAUUUCUUGUUUUCAAGCAACCUGGCCCUUCUGACGUCAAUUUUGGAUGUUACUUCUCAUAAGCCAGUAGCCACACAAUAUAUGGGGAAGCCUUGUCAUUGUAAAAGAUCAGUUUGUUUUCACUCAGUGAUAUAAGCUCAAGUGCCCAUUCUUGUAUAAUCCUAUAAACAUGUGAAGAAAUUAUAUGAAAGUUAAUAAAAGCUCAGAGUUCAGAUGCA
Neltuma alba is the source of this 1009-nucleotide messenger RNA. Its product is annotated as transcription factor BEE 1-like. Gene Ontology annotation, biological process: regulation of DNA-templated transcription. Gene Ontology annotation, cellular component: nucleus. Bases 13 to 825 code for a protein of 270 amino acids. The transcript is spliced from 6 exons. Gene Ontology annotation, molecular function: protein dimerization activity; DNA-binding transcription factor activity. Lineage: Eukaryota; Viridiplantae; Streptophyta; Magnoliopsida; Fabales; Fabaceae. The record is from RefSeq and is a predicted model, not a curated record.